GUCUUUGAAAUCUAGGUCAUGGUGCCAGCCGGAGUCCCGGCUGAGGACGGGCGGUGAGUAACGCAGAGGUGGUUCAAGCUCGGGAGGAAGAAGGCCGGCAUUACGUUACCCUUUCCACGUCACUCUGACCAGCUCUCCUCGCCAGCCACAGCCAGCUCACAAAACCCCAUCGGAGAUCUAAGGCACUAAGCAUGUUUCCAGAGGGGUUUGACGGCGGGCUUGCUGACAGCAGGGACCGGGCUUAAACUUCGGGCUUCUCGAGAGAGCUGUCAGAGUUGCCUCACGUCCACUCUACCACAGUAGCAGGGUACGGCCUUCCGCGAUCAACUCACACCAGAUGGGGAAGCCAUAGGGAGUUUGUAUCAUGGCAGCAGAUGAGGAUGGACUGGGACUGUUUAAUAUCCGAUACAGCGCUGAAGCUUCCCCCUUCAAGGAAGGUGAUGAGAGCUCAGUGGAUAUUUAUGAUGGCUUGGACAAUGGUUUGACAGUUCCUGACAAUUCUGCUCCAAAUUCUACACCAGCUGGAAACAGCUUAAAUUUAUUUGAUGAGAUAUUGAUCGAAGAAGGGACUGCAAAGGAAGCAUCCUACAAUGAGUUGCAGGCAGAAUAUGGAAAAUGUCAGCAGCAAAUUAAAGAAUUGAUGAAGAAAUUUAAGGAGAUACAGGCACAGAAUGUCAUUCUACAGAAUGAAAACCAGGCCCUCAAAAAGAACAUUUCAGCACUUAUCAAAACAGCAAGAGUGGAAAUUAACCGUAAGGAUGAAGAAAUCAGUCAUCUCCAUCAAAGGCUAUCAGAACUUCCCAAUCACCGAAGUAAUUUCGCCAGAACUUACCUUCCAGGAUCAAAUAAUGGAAGAUGCUCUGAGAUGUGUAAAACAAAAGAUUCCAAAUUCAGGCCUUCUGAUUUAGGUGACAGUGUGAAGGUGGAGCAUAGAGUUAAAAAUGAAUGUUCAAAGGAUACACAUCACAGUUACUCACCUCAUAAUACAGAUGAUGGGAAGGCUAUCAUGGAAAAAAGGAAUGCUCCAUAUUUGCUGAAACACCCUUCUGAAGAGCUCUGCAAUGGUGGUACUCACACGUGUCUGCCAACCCAUGAUCACAGUUCCAACAAAGAUAACAGAAAGGAAAGAAAAGAAAUUAAAAGCAAUGAACAGUACAGUAAGGAAAAUGUCAACAAAUACAAAAGAGAAGUACAUCAGAGCAUGGGGAGCAGUGGUGAUGGAGAAGAGGGGAAUCCAGAUCCUCAGCAAAAGCUGAAAACACUUUCAGAGAAGGCUAGUAAAAAUGAGUUGCAACAAAAAAGUCAGAGUGUAAAGCUGAAAUGCAGUCCAAGUGCAGAAAGAAGAGUAGAAAGGAAUGCUUCUUCCUGGGAGAAACAAACUGCUGGUAAAGACAGAUACCAAGCAAGAGGGGAGUCGUAUGCUGAUGAGAGGUCACAAAAUGUAUUAAAGAAAGACAUUAAAACACAUGAUAGAGAUGAAAAAAAUGCUAGCCAGAAAAAUAAACCAAAUGAAAAGCCACAAGAGCAGCCAAGGAGGUGUGGUAGAGGGAGUAGUCCACUCUCAAAGAAUGAACAUUCCAAGAGCCUUCAUGAAUCACGUAAAUGUCGCUUGGAAGAGUCUAGAAAAGGCAAAGAUACUGACUGCAAGAGAGACAGGGGCACAAACGAUCACACUUCCCGGGAGGGAAGGACUUCACCUUCUAGUGCCAACAGCAGAGAGCAUAAACAUGCACGCUUGAAGGAAACCAGUAACAGAUACGAAUGGGAAACAGCACAUUCCAAAUCAGAAAGGCACAGAACUGAAGAGAAAAGGAAAAGAGAGAGAGAGGAUCAGGAUGAAAAUAGACAUUUUAGAAAUGGAAGAAAAGUUUCGAGAGAGAUUUCUCACCCAUCUGUGAAAGAAUCCAAGAAAGGUACAGAUGCUACAAAAAGUGAGAGGAACAAGUCCUACAAGUUAGUAGACACAUCCAGAGUAGCAGACAGCUUGAGAGACCAUAAAGCUCACAAAAGUAAAGAUGAUCGCACUGGGACAAAAAGGAAAGAUUUAAAACUCAGCUUUAUGGAGAAGCUAAAUUUAACUCUCUCUCCUGCUAAGAAACCAUGUCUCUCUCCAACAGGUGGGCUUAAAGCACUUUCACCAAAGGCCACUGAUGAGGGAAAUACAGAGCUCACACUGCAGGCAGAGCUCUUGGAUUCAGACCACCCUGUUAACUGUGGUCCCAAAGAACAAAUGAAUUCAACUCGGCGAGUUCUGGACAGUGCAGCUCAAAGCAACAUGGAACCAGCAGUGCCUGUUUGUGCUGAUUCUGAAAAUGAAGCCUCGAGAGUAGCAACAGCAGAUCCAGCACGGUCUGGAGCAUCACCAGCAGUGGCAACUGAUGAACUGAGCUCAGAAACCUUACCAAAAGGAGAAGUGGGUCAGGUACUGCCCCAGGCCUUGCCAGGGGCAGCAGAGGUGCUAGUUCCUGACGAGAUGGAGGCACAAAUAUUGUCAGAAGCAGCAGAUACUUGUGAUCUGGUUGAAUCAGAAGCUGCAGCAGCAGUGACAGAUCUGAAUCACUCUGAAUAUUUGCCCCAGGAAGUGGCAGGGAGCAUGGUAGAGUGUGAAGAUUUGCCUCUGAAAGUGGGUGUGACGCAGUGUGAUGAAGUACCAGAAGCAGAAGUGUUAGAAUGUGAAUCUGCCCUUCCAGAGCCAGCUGCAGAGAAGAAAGAGGAACAUAAGAUAUGGCUAGCUACUGACAUAGAAAGCUCAGAAGACAAACAUGACUCUCAAAACCUUGUCUUGGAUGACUCAGAAACCAAAGGUUUUGGUGACCUGGAGUCCCAUGAUGUUGCAGAUGGUAUCAGUGGAGCAAAACCAGACUCUCCAUUGGAAGCAGUGAAGGACAUUGAUCACCUGGCUGCAGAAAACUUGGAAUGUCCCACUGAGGAUAUGAAUACAUCUCAGUCACUUGACAGAACUAUAUUAACUGACAGGAAGGAACCAUUACUUGACCAGAAUGCUUGUGACCUGAAGCCAGACCUAACUGAAAUCAGUGCAGCAGCAUCUUCUCUUAGUGGUGAGAUGUAUCCUAGAACUAAAGAGAGAGAAACGAACCCAGUUCCUGUUGAUGAUGACAGCUCAAUACUGAGCAUUGAUCUCAAUCACUUGAGGUAUAUUCCGAAGGCAAUCAGCCCUCUGAACAGUCCCAUGCGCCCUCUGGCUAAAGCACUUAAGAUGGAAAGUCCCUGCAAAGGUCUGGUGAAGAGUUACAGCAAAGAUGCAAUUCCUGAAAGUCCAGUUGUCAUCUGUCCUUCAAAGAAUUUGUCAAAGGAGGUAAACAAAGAGAACCAAAAGCCAGUUAGCAUGUCUGAUGAACACGCGGAGAUGGAGUCCCAGCUGAGUAUAUCUUCAGAUGAAAUAGAGGAAGGAGAAAUAGUAAGUAGUGAUGAAGAGAAAGCUAAACCAGAAAAAGGCUCUGAGAGUACAAAACCAUCAAACCCAAAAGUUUCUCCUAAGGCAGGAAGCUUGAGCAGCAAUCCACGGGAUCAAAAGAGCGGAACUGUGCAUUGCAGCAAGGAGAAUGGGAAAUACGUUUCUGUGAAGGAAAGUACAAAGAAGAAUGGAGAGAGGCAUAAAAAUCAGAGUUUCAGACCUUCGAAGGAGCUGAAGAAAAACAAAACAGUGAGCAUUGCUUGUCUUGAAAAAAUAGUUCAUGUUGUUGUUGAACCCUCGAAUGUGCAAGAAGUCAUGCAGAUGCUGAGAGCCGUCCGAAAACAAAUGAGGAAGAAUUACAUGAAGUUCAAGGUACACUUCCCAGUUCAGCAUUUUCACAGAAUUAUAGAAUCUGGCAUCGUAAAUCUUACAUCAUUAAUAAAACACCUGAACUUUUCCAAGAUGUCCACGUUAGGUGAGACCUUAAAAUUGAAUAUCUGUGGUAUUAUAGAGUCCAAACUUAAGCAAAUCAAAAAGCACGCCCUAGUUGACCGUCUUUUUGAACAGCAAGUAUCAGAUAUGAAAAAACAGCUAUGGAAGUUUGUAGAGGAACAGCUUGAUUACAUAUUUGAGAAGAUAAGGAGGAUGAUAAUAAAGCUGUGUGAUGUGGGAAACGUGAGGAGUGAGAGCGAGGAAGGGCAGCUUGACAGAGCAGGAAAGCAAAAACACAAGGUCAGUCAUAAAAACGAUGCCCAGAGAUCUAGAAGAAAGUCACUGAAAGCCAGACCCCAGAAGCCUGAAGAGUACAUCCUUUCAAAGCAAAUUGUGGAUUCUCAGCAGCCUAAGCCUCACCAGGAGAAAAAUAAACCAGAAGCACCAAAAGCUGCCUUUACCAAAUGUCUUAACUCCAUCGACAACACGAGGAAUUCCCAAACCAAAGUGCACCUCUCUAAAGAGAGUAACUUGCAGGGCACUCUCACCCCGCUGAAAGGGGUGCAAUAUGAAAAGGACAGAUUCCAGCUCUCCAGGGAUGCUAACAAGUCUGACCUCAGCUACGAGCUUCUCACAGAACAACAAGCCUCCAGCCUUACAUUUAAUCUCGUAAGUGAUGCUCAGAUGGGUGAAAUUUUCAAAAGCUUACUGCAAGGUUCUGAUCUCUUAGACAAAAACGGUGGCAGUGUCGACCGGAAUGAGUGGGAAUUCAGGACUCCAGAAAAACAGUUUUUAGACAGUCAUAAAUUCAGAGGUAACACUGCUGGGCUGGUGCAGGAGAUUGCUCCAAAGGAAGCAUGUGUGGAAUCUCGAGCAGUAGAAGAUAUUAACUGGCCUAUUGUUUCACCUCUAAGAGCUCCUUCCUUAGGAUCUAGGCUUCAGCUACCUGUUGAUCCAGAUGUAUUGGAUGAAAGCUGUAUGUUUGACCUUCCUACAAGUGCAGCUUCAUGUAAAGAAGACGACUGCAGCUUACAAAAGAAUAAAUCAUUUGUUUCUUCUAUCUUACUUGAAGAUUUGGCUGUUUCCUUAACUAUUCCUUCCCCCUUGAAAUCAGAUGCUCACCUCAGCUUCCUAAAACCUGAGAGUAAUCCUAGCUCAACUCCUGAGGGUGUUCUCAGCGCACAUUACAGCGAAGAUGCACUUCUUGAAGGGGAGGAUGCCACUGAGCAAGACAUUCAUUUGGCUCUGGAGUCUGAUAACUCGAGCAGCAAGUCCAGCUGCUCUUCGUCAUGGACAAGCCGGCCUGUUGCUGCGGGUUUCCAGUGCCGCCCCAGCCUGCCGAUGCAGGCAGUAAUCAUGGAGAAAUCCAACGAUCACUUCAUUGUCAAGAUCAGGCGUGCAGUGCCAGCGACCUCACCAGCGUCUGAGCACGUGGCCUCGGCGAAGGAGGGGUGGGCAUCCUCGGCCAAGAGUGAAAGAGCAGAAGUGAGGAGUGGGGGAAAAGAAAGGACAAGUCAGAGUGCCAUAGCAGCCGCUGUGCAAGGCAACGUCAAAGCCAAUCUGGAUAAGACUAAUUGGUUGCCUCAUGUCAGCACUGGACAAGAACAAAAUCCUGCCUUACCUCAGCCUCUGAAGGAGUCUCAUGAUAGCAUUGGAAAGAAAGGAACUACUGAGUUGCUUGGACCUUCUAGAAAGUCUUCAAACACAGAGAGCCAUGACACUAAAAGCUCAGAUGAGGGCUCUGAGCAAUCUCAAGCACACGGACUGGAAGUAUCUGAAAACAUGAGUGAAGUGGGUAUUAGAUCUCACUCUUCUUUCCCUGCUGGCUGCAGUGUGGAGUCAUACAUAGACUUAACAACAGAUGAUAUCGUUGGUGAAACUUCACGUAGUGCAGCAGAGUCCACGGCAGACAGCAGGGCUCAGGAAACUUCUACAGGAAACUCAGAAGUCAGCGAUAAAAAGGGAGAACUGGAAGAGUGCUCUGAUGCAUUUAUAGACUUAACAGAAGAGCUUUCCAAUGAGACUGUAGCAAGUGAAUGUAAUCUUGAGAGGAAAUCCACUUCAAAUACUGAUACAAGAUGCCAGAUAAGUACUGAUGAUAAAACGAACAAAAGGAGGAGGAAGGAGAGUGUUGAAGAGAAUUCCAUCUCAAAAAGGCGACGAAAAGAAACCGACUCAGCAGGUGAAGGGAGUGAUGCCAGUGAUGGGAAGUCUGAAGAGGUACAUUCAACACCCAAACAGAAGAAGAAUGAGUUGCAGCAGAACUCUCCUUCUUUCAAAGACUCUUCUCCUUUGCCUUCAACUGCUUCAUCGCCUAGUUUGUAUGCCAAAAACAUCAUUAAAAAGAAGGGAGAAGUAGUAGUUUCCUGGACGAGAAAUGAUGACCGAGAAAUUUUACUGGAAUGUCAGAGAAAAGGACCUUCAAGCAAAACAUUUGUGUCCUUGGCCACUAGACUGAACAAAAGUCCAAACCAGGUCUCGGAAAGAUUCAAGCAGUUAAUGAAGCUGUUCAAGAAAUCCAAGUGCAAGUAAACUUACUACCAAGUUGCUUUCAUGGUUACAGGGUUUAGAUGUUACCAGUAAUGAUGGACUGCAGCCACUGCAUUCAUAUGCUGGGAUUAGUGGGAGAUAUCCAAGUGAAAGUAUUCGGUUUGGCCAAUCUGAUGCACUAUUCAUUAUUUACUCACUGUCCACAUUUCCUCUGAAGUGGUUCAUGAGAAUAACAGAGAGGGAACUUUGCAAACAAACUGGCUAGGGGAGAAUGAACAUGUACAAAUGGAGCAGCAGCGUUUCCGGGGGCGACAUCUCCUGUAGGCUGAAUGUCUUCUGUGAGCAAAGACAAGGGUGUGGAGUCAAGUGAAAAUGGUGACUCUUGCUUAACAAUGAAAAGUAAAGAGUGCUUUGGAAUCCAGUUGGUAGAUAACCCUGGAAAAUGAGAGGUGCAUUGUCUUAGCUAGCUUGAAGCACAUUCAUAGAAGGUAAACCUUCCCUUAAAAUAAGGCAAUGAUAGCAAUGAUAUUAAAAGCUGCUUACCUCAUAAUUGGAUUCUGAUGGCAAGGUGGUUCUUGCUGCUUUGUCAGUUGCUCAUAAUGGGCUUCAGGGAGUGGAUCUGGGCCAUGAAUAUGGGAUUAAUUGUCAACCUUAAGCCAUUUCUUUGUUUUCAACACCUAAGCCAUUUCUUAACGACUUCAGUGUUCAAUGGGGAUGCAUUAAGUUCUGUUUGAGGGUGCCCAUCUGUCAUCAUUGACAGUGGAAGGAGAAAAUCUCAGCCAGUUGUCUAGCCUAGGCCCUUAGCUUUCUGGUUUUGAAGUCCUAGGAGUCCCAACCUUUGUGACAGCAAAGCCAGUCAUUGAUGCAGUGAAGAGAUUCUCAGUUUCUUUUAAACCGAGACCUACACUAAGGAGCAUUCCUUUACAAAGACCUGGCUUGCAAUGUAACAACAUUUUGCAGUUCUGGUGACCUUCAAAAUUCAAUACUGAGAAUCUUUUAAAUAAGUGAGAGGGUUUUCCCCAUGAAAAAUGUACAUUGCAUUUUGUUUCAUUUUCCAAUUACUUUUUUUUACUUUGGAAAAAGGCAAAAAAGUUUUCUGCUUCUUUGCAGAACAGUUUUCUCUGGUUUUCUGCUUCACAUUACACCUGGGAAAGGUCCUUAAUUUAGAUCCUCAUCUUGAACAUUUUGGUUUUAAAUAAUUAAAAAAUACAAUUGACUUUUUUUUUUUUUUUGCAUUGAUUUUGAACCAGUCCUUUGCAGUUUUAAUGAAAUAUGGUUUUAUGCUUAUUAAGCAGAAGAAAAGCUGUCUGUAACAAAAGAAAAAGCCAUUUGCAAAGCUUGUCAGCUUGGCAUGUUUUGACAGCAGUUGUGUCUAUCUUUACCAAUUGUUUAGUACAUUAGAAAUUCAUUUUUAAAGAACUCUUGUAACUGCUUCCAGUUCUACCAGUACAUACUAGAAGUGUGUGUAUGUAUAUAUAUAUAUAUACACACACACUCACAUCUCAUAGCCUUUAACCCAUGAUUCUUAAAAGCUUUUUUUUUUCCCCUAAGGAACAUUCCUGGAAGUCACACAGGUAUUUGUAUUGGGCAUUCACUGAUAGUUCAGGCUUUGUUCUGCACUAAGGAUCAGAAUGGCUGUAGCCUUUAUUCAGUCAGAAUAUCUACUGUGUUUAGUUAGGCUUUAAGAGCCCCACCUAAGUACAUUGCCUUUCAACAUGGAUCAAAUUAAGGGGUUGGGUUUUCUUUUGUUUCUUCAUAAGGCAGUGCCCGGUUCUUCCAUUUCAGCAUAAUGGGUUUUUGCUCCCUCUCCAGCUAAUGGGACAGACUUCUCACUCCAAUAAACCAUAAGAUAAUUUGUUAGUGCCUUGCCACUGACACCACAGAAGCACUGUAAACAUGACCAAUGGAGUGGAUUGUGACGCUGCCAAGCAGUGCAUCAUCCUCACUUUAGGCAGUGCUCUGGAAACAGUUACAAGAAAUGACUUGAGUGGGUGAUGAUGUCAGCUCUGGCACUCUUCCAUGUUAAUGUGCUUGCUCCAGAAGGUUUGCUUUUGAUGAUGGAGUGCCAUGUUCAUGCUACAGCAGCAGCACCUAGGGGCUGCACUGGGGGAUUGGCGUACCCUACCCGUGCUUGUUCUUUAGAAACGUUUGUGACAAUUGUUUGCUCGUUGGAGGUUUAGGUCUAACUGAAGCUGUUCUCACAGUAGCCAGUUUGCAGAGUAGCAUUCGUGUCUGGGGGCAAAUCAGACUCUACUAAGAGUAUUCUUUUAACCAUAUCUUUAGAGAUCAAAAUGUGCACAGUAGCGAAGGCACUGAGGGAAGUAGUUUCUCUCUACUGAACUCCUUCCUCUGUCUCAAAAAAGCAGGCAGAAUUUUGUUACAAAGUUGUUUAUUCCUUGACUGUUUGUUUACUUUCUUACCUGGGGCAGGGGGGGAGCAACAGGGGUUUGACUGUUUUGGUUCUAACUUUGAAUCCACUUUUGUAAAUAAUGAAACUUUUGGGUUUGUUUUUUUUUUAAUGGUCUGUUGUAAGUAUGUGUACAGGUUCCUAUGUGGUCAUGUAAAAUACCUGAUGUGUGUAUAUACAUAUCUAUAUAAAAAUAUAUUGUAUAAAAAUAGAGGGAGCUUUGUUUAGCCAAAGAUGAUUUUUUUAACUGUACGAAACUCCAGGUUUAUUUUGUAUAAACUAAAUAGUUUGCUUACUGCAACAGUAAUGCAAAUUAAAACUGUAAAGUUCACACACACAUACAUGUUCUUGUUGAACAAAAGUUGGUUUGGAGUUGCUUUUGUACCUUUGUCUGUAAUUUAUUUCUCCAACAAGAGUUUUGAUACCUAGAUGCAAAAUGUACUGUAUGUAAAUCUACAAUCUUUAGUUGUGAAAGCUCAGGUAAAUGAAAACCUUUUCUACAGCUGUUGGCUGAUGGCUUGAUGACUCCAAAUGCUGUCAAGCAGCAUCAGAAUUGCCUUCUGUUUGUACAAAUGAGUAGCUCUGUUGAUAUUCUGGCCAAUAAACAUAGAAGCAAUCA
Molecule: messenger RNA, 9363 nt
Organism: Pogoniulus pusillus (Red-fronted tinkerbird)
Lineage: Eukaryota; Metazoa; Chordata; Aves; Piciformes; Lybiidae
Gene: CASP8AP2
Product: caspase 8 associated protein 2
Exons: 10
Coding region: 365-6379 (2004 amino acids)
Biological process (GO): extrinsic apoptotic signaling pathway via death domain receptors; Fas signaling pathway
Cellular component (GO): PML body; mitochondrion
Molecular function (GO): transcription corepressor activity
Source: RefSeq, a predicted model, not a curated record